Messenger RNA from Parnassius mnemosyne (clouded apollo), 1635 nucleotides. NCBI's taxonomy places the organism in Eukaryota, Metazoa, Arthropoda, Insecta, Lepidoptera, Papilionidae. The record is from the annotation of a GenBank genome assembly.
AUGGACGAAGCUUGUGAUUAUGAAAGUGAAAUACCCAUUUGGCAAGAGCCCCGAUGUGAGCCACUUGGGGCUCCAAAGGAAAACCUCUGCGAUGAAAAUACACCAGAACAUGUGUCUGGUGAUCGAAUACAUGCCCUUGAAGAGGAGCAAGAAAUAUUAUCAUCAUCCGUCUUCUCACUCACAUCGCACCUCGCUCAGGUUGAAUUUCGCUUACGACAGAUUCUGAAAGCGCCACCGGAAGAAAAAGAUGCCAUGCUUAAAGAACUUGAAGAGUUUACGUCUCGUGGUGUCCCAGAUUCAAGGAGCGCACCUCAAGGGAGCUCUGGCGAGACAACUUGUAACGAGUGUGUGGAAUUAGAAAGAAAAAUGAAAAGGCAGCGCGCUCGUCAAUCUCAUUUCAUAGAAAGACUUAAGUCACAAUUGAAGGAAUUAGAAAGGUUUGCUGCAGAUCCCAAUUCAGAGUCAGGAGACAGCACACACAGGACACUGAUAGAACAUUUGAGAAGUGAAAUUGAUCGCAGUCUGGAAGAAGGCUGCCAUCAACCUUUAAGUGCCGAGGAAUUGCGACACCAGAUCAAUUGUGCUGUCCGACAGUAUACUGACAGGCAAUUAUCAAAAGAAGAAAUUAUUGGUAAGUUACAAACGCAUAUAGAAGAUAUGCAGAAGUUUAUAAAAUUGGUAAAAAAUGAUGAUUUGACAAAUAAUGGAAAAACAAAUCUGGAAACAAAGAAAGUGAGAAAGUCAGAGUCAUUUGAUAAGAAUUAUCCUCGUAAUAAAGUAAAUGACGAGUUAAAGGCAGAAACUAUAAAUCUUAUGAGAAAAGCAUCGACAUUAAUUCAAAUUUUUACAGUAUCACAAUUUGGUUGCUCUCCAAAUACAAAAAAGAAGUAUAAGAAUUCAUCUCCAGUUGUAACUCAUUGGGGCAACCUUAGAGCCAAGCUCGAAAUGUCAAUUGAUGCAGUAUUACAUUUGGUAUCCCGAGACCGACAAUCAAACUCUAUCAUUGACAGUUAUGACAGUGAUUCUGAAGAAGGUGCUAUAAUCAUCAAUGAUGCCCCACUAACAACAGCAGUUCGAAGGCAUUUAGCUGUUAACUUACGAGAUUUACUGCAGCAUGGUCUAGUUGGACCUGAAUCAACAUCCCUUGUACCAAUUAUAGGCUGCUUCCACGUUCGUAGAUCUUCCAUGUCCCAUUCGAUACAUGUUUGGGAGCUAAUUUUGCGUUAUUAUGAACUGAAUGAUGGGGACAGAUUUAACUCUACUCCAGCUAGGAAAUUAAGCCAAAGCUUUAACUUAGAUAUAGUUGGAGGAACAGCAAUAACAAAUAAACAAAGUUUGUUAAGUACAAUAGGCAGUAUUUUGUCAUCACAUGCACCAUACAAACGGAGUUACGAUGCACACUUUAAGGCAUUUGUUUGUGCUGCCUUAAACACCCACAAGCUUGUUCAAUGGCUGAAUACUAUGUUGAAAUGUAGAUCAUUGAUUGAUACAUAUUAUUCCUCAACUAGCUAUGUUGUAAACACUGGGUUCCAAGAUGCCUUGCAAAGUCUAGACCGUCUUACACCCUACAACUUUGACUUGCCAGUUGAUCUAGCUGUUAAACAAUUUCAAAAUAUCAAAGAUGUAUUUAUGUAA